AUGUCUCAAGCCAAGAAUAUCGUAAAUCAGGCAAUUGCCGAUAAUUGCAUCGUUGUCUUUGGCAAAGGCCAUUGCAAAUAUACAAGAAAAGUAAGACAGACGUUGGACGAUCUUCAGCUUAAAUACUGGACAAUCGAUCUGGAUUUUGAUGAGAACGGAGAAGAAAUCCAGAAUUACCUUUUUCUCAAAACGGGUCAACACACUGUCCCGAACAUAUUCAUUAAUCAAAGAUACGUUGGUGGAUCAAAGGAAUUUAUGAAUAUUAAAAACAGUGGUCACUUGCAAGUACUUCUUGAUAACUGUUAA
Molecule: messenger RNA, 306 nt
Organism: Paraglomus brasilianum
Lineage: Eukaryota; Fungi; Glomeromycota; Glomeromycetes; Paraglomerales; Paraglomeraceae
Source: the annotation of a GenBank genome assembly